This is a messenger RNA of Gadus morhua (Atlantic cod), 1395 nucleotides long. RefSeq names its product putative gustatory receptor clone PTE03. The transcript has a single exon. The record is from RefSeq and is a predicted model, not a curated record. Lineage: Eukaryota; Metazoa; Chordata; Actinopteri; Gadiformes; Gadidae. Gene Ontology annotation, cellular component: membrane. Gene Ontology annotation, molecular function: G protein-coupled receptor activity; olfactory receptor activity; odorant binding. Gene Ontology annotation, biological process: G protein-coupled receptor signaling pathway; detection of chemical stimulus involved in sensory perception of smell. Bases 1 to 921 code for a protein of 306 amino acids.
AUGGAUGUUAAUUACAACAUUACAUAUCUUACACUUGGAGGGCAUGUACAGCUUGCAAAAUAUAGAUAUUUAUAUUUCUCAAUGACUCUCCUGCUCUUCAUUUUAAUCAUCUGCAGUAAUACCGUUGUUUUAUAUGUCAUCUAUGUACACGAAAGCCUUCAUAAACCCAUGUAUGCUUUUAUUGCUGCUUUGCUGAUCAACUCCCUGUUUGGAAGCAUAAGCAUCUAUCCAAAACUUCUUAUAGAUCUGCUGUCAGCAACCCAAACUAUAUCCCCUCCUGCCUGCCAGCUACAGAGCUUUUUAGCAUACGUGUAUGGUGCUAUUGAAUUCACACUGUUAUCAGCGAUGGCUUUUGAUAGGUAUGUAUCCAUAUGCAGACCUCUCCAAUACCACUCCCUUGUUAGGACACAAACUGUCAAAAUAAUAUUGUUUUUGGCCUUUUGUAUACCUUGUGUUGAAAUUGGAAUUGCUACUAUUUUGGCAGCUAAUAUAGGUCUGUGCAAGUUUGUGUUGAUGAGAAUUACUUGUGAUAUCUAUUCCCUUGUCAAAGCGGGAUGUGGGGACAAAACUGUAAGCAAUACAUAUGGGCUUAUUGUAAUGGUACUUUGUACACUUCCACAUGUAAUAUUUAUUGCGUUUACUUACACAAGAAUAUUGUCUAUUUGUCUGAGGAGCUCCAGGGAUUUCAGGAGAGGAGCUCUUAACACGUGUCUCCCCCACCUCUUUAUAUUUCUGAACUUCACCAUAAUUGUUAUGUUUGAAGUCAUUCAAAAUCGUAUUCCUGCUAGCAUACCCCAUAUUGUUCGUCUUAUGGCGUCUCUCCUGGGUGUUGUGAUUCCUCCUCUCUUCAAUCCGCUAAUUUAUGGACUUAAAAUGCAAGCGAUAUCUCAAUGUAUUGUAGCACUAUUCAAGCUGAAAUAACUGUAUUUGACAGACAACAGGCUACAAGAAAGAGGACUAAAGAGGUUUUUUUGGUGGUUUUGUUUUGCUCUCUUUUGCUCUUUUCUUGCUCACUCUUAACAACUCUCAAAUCUUACCUACAGUACCUUGAAGAAUUGUCAUUUAUUAUUAGACUUAUCUAAUAUCCUUAUUAUCGGUCAGAUAUGUUAAUAUACAUUCAAAUAUACAUAGUAUACGUUCAAUAAAACAAUGGGCUUUGUGUGCAUUCGAUUUUUCUUUGAUUAUGCUUUUGAACUGUCAUUCAACAUAAUAACUGCAUACUGUUACAAGUGUAUUAAAAUACUUAAGUUAGAUUUGUUUAGUCAAUACUGAUGUUGUAAACUCUGUUACGUAUUUUUCACUUUGUCAUUUAUAGACUAGAAGUUGCUAAAAUGAUCAGUCAUCUCCGUCCUCCUACAAAGCGAUUAGACAGGUCUGCCAAAUAUACAAAUGUCC